UCCUUCACGAGACUUCACCCCAUACCUUAAUUGUCUUGGAGUUUGUGAGAAAGAGCGCAGGAAUGGCUGCGGUGAAGGUAUUCUGUCCGGCGAUCUCAACCGCGUCGAUCCGUGUGAUUCUGUGCCUUGAGGAGGUCGGGGCGGAAUAUGAGCGCGUCAACAUCGACAUGGCCACCGGCGAGCACAAGUCCCCUGCUCACGUCGCCAAAAAUCCAUUUGGUCAAGUGCCAGCUUUCCAAGACGGGGAUCUCGUUCUUUUUGAAUUGAGAGCGAUCGGACGGUACGUUCUUCGCAAGUUCAAAGCCUCCGACGUUGACCUGCUACACGGGAGUAGCUUGGAGGAGUCAGCCAUGAUAGACGUGUGGUUGGAAGUGGAGGCUCAGCAGUACGACAAGGCCAUCGGCCCCAUCUUCUACCAGGCUGUGAUUAUCCCCCGCUUCUACGGUGGUACGACGGACGAGAAGGUGGUGGAGGAGAACUUGGUGAAGCUGGCGAAGGUGCUCGACGUUUACGAAGCCCGUCUGUCCCAGACCAAGUACCUCGCCGGAGACUUCUUCAGCUUCGCCGAUCUCAGCCACUAUCCCGUCACCCACUUCGCUAUCAAAAUCCCUCAAGUGGCCGCCCUGUUCGAUGCGCGCCCCCACGUGAAAGCCUGGUGGGAGAGCUUGGAGUCGCGUCCGGCCUCCAAGAAAGUGCCCGCCGGACUCCCUCAGUGAUCAUGGCAGUCGCUUCUAGUCCUUUCUUCCAAUAAUAAUUCCAAUGCUCUGCAACGCUUUGAUGUGCGUGCUGCGUGCAUUUGUGAUCUCACUCCUCGUUUUCUUUUAUUUUUAGAGUAUGGAUCUUGAUCGUGAAAUUGAUUUCUUUAGUUGUUGUUCAAGUUUGUUUGGAGCAUUUGAUUGUGCACAAGUUUGAGAUCUUUGCUUAAAUUAAAGUGUCAAAGUUUACUAUUCUCCAAUAA
Molecule: messenger RNA, 958 nt
Organism: Zingiber officinale
Lineage: Eukaryota; Viridiplantae; Streptophyta; Magnoliopsida; Zingiberales; Zingiberaceae
Product: probable glutathione S-transferase GSTF1
Exons: 3
Coding region: 63-716 (217 amino acids)
Cellular component (GO): cytoplasm
Molecular function (GO): glutathione transferase activity; glutathione binding
Source: RefSeq, a predicted model, not a curated record